Messenger RNA from Cylicocyclus nassatus, 1587 nucleotides. The record is from the annotation of a GenBank genome assembly. NCBI's taxonomy places the organism in Eukaryota, Metazoa, Nematoda, Chromadorea, Rhabditida, Strongylidae.
GGCAAUCACAGAUAGCAACCACUAGGACAAACCAAUCCAACGUUCAGGGUCGAAUUCACCAACAAGAGUGAGUGAAGCUUUUGUGAAAAAUGGAGGAGGGUACUUCAACAGCCGAACCGGAUAGUACCGCUGCAGAAACUGAAGACGCACAGGAAAGCCUUUCUGCUCGCUCUCCUCCACAGUCACCAAAUCCGGCACUCACUUGCGAGAUGUGUCAGAACUAUGAACUAAAUUUGACAUUAAUACAGGAAAAUGAGCGAAAGCUGCGGGAUCAGCUCAAAGCAGUAAAGUCGUUGGCGGAGAGAUACGAAAGCGAACUGUCUCAGGAACGAAAGUAUAGACAGGAUGUGGAGAAAAAAAUGGUCGAGCUAUCAUCGCAAUUCAACGAUGAUCUGAAAAUUGCUUUUUCUGAAAACGCAGCACUAGAGGAUCGUCUCAAGGACCUUUCUCAAACCCAACAGAAGGAAAGAGAAAAAUGUACAAAACAGCUGGAAGAGGCCAACCGGGUUUGCUCUGUUUUGGAAUCCGAAAUCAAGAAGUUGGCUAGCAAAUACCAGGAACUGCUUGGUUCGAAUCGAGCAACUGCUUCGGAGAUGAGAGCGGAGCCAAUUGAUCUCCCACAGAACGCCGAUCAGUUGCAGUUUCUUUGUUUACAGAUGAGAGAAGAAUUAAUAGAAUUGAAAUCUGCUCGUCAACAUGAACAGAAUGAGUUACGAGAUGAGGUUGCCUUGCUAAGAGAGCAAAUUGGGGAAGAGCGAAAUGCUAAAUUAGCGCUGGAACGGGAUCUCCUCGCUCAAGUCAACCAUCUUCAAACCCAGUUAGGCAUCGCGGCUAGUAAACUUUCUACGGCUGACGCUGUGGUGAUGAACAGUGAAUCCCAUUCAAGACAAAUACGUGAUCUCCAAAAUACAGUUGCUGAGUUGGAAGCACAAGUUAAACAGGUUCAAAGUGAACGAGCAGCAGUGGAAAUGACUGCGCAGAAUUACAAAGCACGCUGCGCUUCGUUGCAAAGCGAAUUGGAUACAUCCGAAGCAGUGCAAAAAGACUUCGUGCAGCUGUCUCAAAGUUUGCAAAUACAGCUCGAAAAAAUAAGACAGUCAGAGCAAGAAGUACGGUGGCAGUGGGAGGAUGACGUCGAGAAUUGUUCUGGAUGCGGGGCCUCAGUGAUCAAGUUGAAACCACGACCAAGGUGUUUACACUGCUGUAAGAUAUUUUGUGCGUCCUGUGUGCAGCAAACAGUUCCAAGUGGGCCAAAUCGAAGACCUGCAAAUGUUUGUCACGUCUGUCAUACGCUACUGAACAGGGACUCUAAGCCGUUUUUCGCUGUGGAUUCUAACAACAAAUAGCCUCAAGUCAUCUUUAUUUCAUUUUCCUUAGAAAUUUCUUCAACGGUUAUGUCACUGAGCUGACAAUCCGCCUCGUCAUCGAUGCGAAUAUCAAGAGAGCGGAGUUGGAAAACGCGGUUGAUAAUUGCAAUGAACUUAUUUUGAUCUCUUGUUGCAUUCACUACACAAUCAUUCACUACAACUUCAAGUUGUCGGUUUGCAUGAAUUGUUAUUCGACAUCCCGAGCAAUGAACAUCGAAAC